AUGCACUGGCGGCGUGGCCACUCAGGGCGCGCCUGCCCUGCCCUCGCCCGCUCCACCGCUCUUCCCACCAGCUCGCCGCCCGGCACCCAACGCUGCGUCGCUGCUGUUGUGCCUGUGACGGCAGCGCGACCAACGCCCCCCGAUCGCUAUCCUGCUCAAGUGCUAGGCCCAACGUCGCCGCACGCAACAGGCAAAGCAGGCAGCGCGCGCAGCCAGCGCUGGCCUCUGGAGGACCGCCGACGCCGCGCGAGGGCAGCUCCUCGUCCCUCCCCCAGCGAGCCAGGCCGAUCGGCUGGCGCCUGGCUGUUCGCGGCUUAGCACGGUCAGCGCCCGCGCAUCGGCCCCGUCUGCAAAAGGGCUCUUGGAACCAUGGCCCCAACGCAACACCUGGGCAUGGAUGGGCUCAGUGCACAGUGCACACACACUUGCGCCCGCUGUUUUAUCCAGCUCCCCUCCUCCUCGACCGCCCGCCCGCGUCCUCGAGCCAUGAUGAUAAACUGCCCUCGUCCGGCCGCCGCCCUGCCACGGCUGCCGCUCCCACAGGGGCGCGCCGCUCGCCAUGCGCUCGCGCGCUGCUGACAGCUCCAAUCCGCUGCAAUGGAUACGGCAGGGUGGCCCUCCAAGCACUUGAAUGCUCGCGCACCCGAAGGUCGUUUUCCCACAAUAACACAGGCCCAGCUUGGCCCCUUCUGGCCUAGCGCCUCUCGCGGCCAAGCCCUCUUGCUUCUCUCUCAGGAUGCGUGCGCUCUCCUCUUCGUUCUACCUGACAACCCGACUCUUCUGACUCCCUCCUCGCCGCCGUGCCCCACCCCCUCAGCUGCCCUCUCUGCUAACUCAGGCUGUCCUGUCGCCCGUCUCUCUUCUCUUUGAUCGCGUCCUCGGCUCCCUUUGUUGCCGCUCCCUGGACCGACGCCUCAAGAGCCGCUUCCGCCCAUUCCUGCUCCUGUCG
Lophiostoma macrostomum CBS 122681 is the source of this 949-nucleotide messenger RNA. NCBI's taxonomy places the organism in Eukaryota, Fungi, Ascomycota, Dothideomycetes, Pleosporales, Lophiostomataceae. The record is from the annotation of a GenBank genome assembly.